AUGACAAGGCUCCUCGCAGUCGCUGGGAUUCUGCCUAGCUUGGUAGUCUCCCAAAGUAUCCAGCUGUUCACGCAGGAGAACUUGUCUGUUUCGCCGGAAUGCAAGACUGCGUUCACGGGAAACCUCUCUUGCAGCGCGCUUGAGACUGGUGACACUAUGUACCAAUUCCAAAAUAACAUGUCCACCGCAUUGCUGGAUUCAAUGUGUGCUGAAGGUUGCGAUUCUUCCAUUGAUGACUACCGUCAGAGUGUGCUCCAACAUUGCUCCAACGAUUCAAUGGAAUUUGGUAGUCAAACUACCAUGUAUAGACCGAUUGCAAUCGCCGACUACUAUUUCACCAAUCGUGAGCAACGGUGCUUGAAGGAUACUGAUGGGAAGUAUUGCUAUCAGAAGAUCAUGUCCGAGUCAACUGGCGGACCCUGCAGUGACUGCAUCUUGAAGUUGCCUCAGGUCAAACUCAGCAACCCUUUCUUCUACAACCGCGGAGAGGCAUCUAGGUACGCGUCUCGCACCUCUAGCUGCAGCGUGACUUCUCUCCCCAUUACAACUGCCUCUCCGGUAGUCGUCAGCAGUACUUCCGCGGCGGCUUCGUCUGCAGUUCCUACCUGCACAGGUCGUGUGGUUCCUGUCGAAUCUGGAGACCGCACUGAUUCUGUGGCAAGAGCUCAAAAUAUUAGCACAUGGCAGCUGCUGAGCCACAAUGGAAUACCUGGAGGCAACAAGGCGUUCAGUUCGGAUGCAAAGCUUUGCAUCACGGGCACAUGUCAGACUCAUUUGAUGACUGCGAAUGAUACCUGUGUCAGCCUUUCUCAACGAUACGGCAUCUCAAUCACUCAGCUCCGUACAUGGAACCCGACCUUGAACGGACGUUGCAGCAACAUUGAUGUCCUCGAAGGCCACUAUAUCUGCGUUACCAAUCCAGGCCUUUUCACAACGCCUCACCGCGAUACCAAAGGAGGCUCUGCAACAACGGCCACGACUGCCGCUGCGGUACCCUCGGAUGUCGCCCCUGGAACGAAUGUCGACUGUGGAAAGUAUUAUGAAGUUCAGAGUGGCGAUGAGUGCGCCAAGAUUGCUCUGGGGAACGAGAUAGCAUUGAAAGACUUCAUGUUUCUAAAUUCUGACCUGAACGCAAAUUGUACCAAUUUGAUACCCGGCUCGAGUUACUGCGUCCAGCCUGUCGGUGUUAUCUCGAAGUAUCCUGACUAUACAACCACAUCUGGGGCCUCUACCACGACGCCGCCACCAAAGAUGACUGCUGCAUGGACGCCGUGGGAUCAGCUUCCAAUUGUGACAAGCAUGAGGAAGGAUUUUCCCCCAGAGGAAACACAGGCUCCCCUUGCAAAUGGCACAAGGAAGGACUGCGAGGAAUAUAAGGAAAACACGUAUGGAGAGGUCGGUUGCUGGGCCCUUGAUUUGCAAGCCCGUAUGACGGAUUUCGUGACGUGGAACCCCUCCCUCUUUUGGUGGAAUUGCACCCUUAGCAACGCUACGCGUUACUGCACAAUGCUUGGUGAUGGCUUCAAGUACGACGAGGAUGCUCACUAUCAUCAACAUGCCCAAAGACCCGAAAACGCAGAUUUCAACUCGACCGAUGACUGUUGGAAAUGGCACAAUGUUACAAAAGGUGAAACUUGCCAGACCAUACGAGAAGACGCCGAUAUUGGCAUGGAUGCAUUCUUUGGUUGGAACCCCAGCAUUCGUCAGAACUGCACUGGCCUCCAAGUCUCUGUGUCAUACUGCGUCUCUGGUGACGGGUUUGAUGACACCGAAUAUGCGAGUGCGAGUGCGAGUGUCAGUCCGACGCAUAUUUCUACUGCCUCUCCGACACCUACUAGCACCUGCCCCGCUGGGAGUGUUACUGCGCCAGGGCAAACACAGAGUGGUAUUCCAUGUAAAUGCAACAAAUAUGUAAAAUCCCAGAAGGGCAAGUACUGUGAGGACAUGGCGGAUGCAAACGAUAUCACCCUCAAGCAGUUCCUCAAGUGGAACCCAGCUGUGGGAGACAGCUGUAGCAACCUCUGGCCGGACUAUUACUACUGUGUUGGUGUCAGCACCUAG
Messenger RNA from Penicillium canescens, 2061 nucleotides. RefSeq names its product LysM peptidoglycan-binding domain-containing protein. Bases 1 to 2061 code for a protein of 686 amino acids. The record is from RefSeq and is a predicted model, not a curated record. Lineage: Eukaryota; Fungi; Ascomycota; Eurotiomycetes; Eurotiales; Aspergillaceae. The transcript is spliced from 8 exons.